AUGAAGGUUUUCAUCCUUUUGGUUGCUUGUGUGGCGUACGCCAGCGCAGGUAUUUGUGAGGACGUGUGCAGUCCUCUGUGCAAAACUGGCGCCACGGCAGCCGGCGCUGCGAUCAGUGGAGGCACCGCGGCCGCUGCUGCUGGCGCCGCUGGAACCGUUGUCUGCGGCCCAAGCUGCAGCACGGUGUGUGACCUGGGCGGUAAAGUGGUGGACUGGGUCGGCGGUCUCUUCGGCAAACGCGACCUCAAUGAGGGAUGGGUCACGGUCAGGACCUGGGAAUCUGUCUUUCCACGUGCCUUCUCUGCUUACGACACCAACAAAGAUGGCCUUAUCUCUCACAGAGAGUUUGUCAACGCCAUCAGUGCUGAAGUGAGAGACCUGCAGACACUGAGAGUGUUCAAGAUGGCCGACUUGGACGGUGACGACCACAUUAGUCCUGCAGAACUCAGAGCCGCUCCAUUCCGCUUUGGGCCAUGAAAUGCGGGACAAUGAACAUCAGCAAUUCCUUUUUUUUUUUUUUUUCUAUUUUGGCUGACUGUAUUUCAUCACAGAUAAUAAAGGUGUUUU
Messenger RNA from Lingula anatina, 567 nucleotides. Its product is annotated as EF-hand calcium-binding domain-containing protein 1-like. The record is from RefSeq and is a predicted model, not a curated record. Lineage: Eukaryota; Metazoa; Brachiopoda; Lingulata; Lingulida; Lingulidae. Gene Ontology annotation, molecular function: calcium ion binding.